AUCUUCAAGAGUCCCCUCCCUGAUCCCACAGGACAGAACCCGCCUCCGCGUCUUGCGCCUUCAUUUUGUUGGGGUUGACGAGCUCUCUAACCUCAUUGCCCAACAUACCAGUGAAAGGUCCAGCUUCGCCAUGGCUCUUCUGCUCAAGGCCCCGGUGAUUCUCGGCUCAUCAGCUUUCCGUACGCGAGGCCAGCGGAGGAGAUAUUUAUCGACGAGUCCUUCGUUUCCGCGUUGCGCUUCCAUCAGAGCGGAAGCUGAUCGUUCAUCCGCAGGGGGUUCUCUGGAAGUCUGCGAGAAUGCCAAGCUGAGAAGAGAGCCUGCAGUGGUGGAGUCUCCCAGCGAUCCCGCCUCCGACUCGCCUCGUUCGCUCUUCGCUGUGGCGGCUCAGCAUUGCGCCAUUCUCAUCGCCACCGGCGCGCUCGUCAUGUCGCCGGCUCUCGUGGCGGACGCGGCUCAAGGCGGCGGGCGCGUCGGCGGUCAGGCGUUCCAAAAGUCUCGCGCCGCGCCUCCUCCGCCUCGUCCGCGCACACAGAUCAGAAGCAACACCAACAUCUAUGUCGCCCCACCUGUAGUGGUGGCUCCGCCUGUCUAUGGCGGAGGGUUCUUCUCUCCACCCCCGUUCUUCGGCGGAUGGGGCUAUUCCCCUUAUGUGGUGACCCCUGGUCCCUCUGUUGCUAUUGGCGUUGGAGGUGGUGGUAUCGGCUUUUUCUUCAAUUUCUUUUUCUUCGCCAUUAUUGCUGGCGUGCUGUUUAAUAUUGUGAGGGGUCUGUCUAGAAGGGAUGAUGAUGACAGGUACUAGGGUUGCACUGGUGGCUGUGGCGUGAUACACAAAUGCGGCCAGCUGGUUGAUUAUUACAACUCGCUAUCUUUCGUGUAUCUUGUAUAUUGGAGUGGCCCCCUUGUGCACUGUGUUCAUGUCACUUGUUACAUGCAAAUAAUCUCAAUUGAGAGAG
Messenger RNA from Closterium sp. NIES-67, 953 nucleotides. Lineage: Eukaryota; Viridiplantae; Streptophyta; Zygnematophyceae; Desmidiales; Closteriaceae. The record is from the annotation of a GenBank genome assembly.